AGGAACAAACGGUUCAAGAAAUUUUUGGAAGGCAGAAAGAGUUUGGAUUAUUAAGACAAGGGAAAAAACGAAGCCAAUGGGCUACCAAAAGCGUGAAAAGUAUUGCAGAAGAAGAAGCGUCUCUCUCUCUCUCUUUCUCUCUCUUCCAGUGUGGAAUGAAAUAGAAACAGGGAAUGGCAAGAACAAGCAUGGAGGGAGGCUUAGUGGAGGAGAAAGCGGCGGAGCUGAAGAAAGAGUUGCAGAGAGCGGUGAAGGCCAUCGUGGAUGAAGAAGAAGACGAGUGUUCUGUGGAGUCCACUAAUCGAGCCAUGCAGUGUUUGUGUGCUCUGAGAGAUUUAAAGUUGAAGCCUUUGGGUUGUUCUGAGUCUCUGGGUAUUGGGAAUCUUUCGUUGUUGGGUCUCUUACCUCCCAAAGAAUUUCUAUGCCCUCUCUCUGGGGAAGUCAUGAAUGACCCUGUUGUGUUGUCAUCUGGCCAGACGUAUGAUAGGCCAUUUAUCCAAAAGUGGCUGAAAGAUGGGAAUCAGACAUGCCCUCAGACACAACAGAUUCUUUCUAAUAUGGUUCUCCUACCAAACCAUCUAGCAAGAAAAUUGAUUUCAAAAUGGUACAAGGAGAAUGGCCUGAAACCCCCAUGUUGUCCUCUAGUUGAAGAAGAUAUGCCGGGAACCUUAAAAGUAGAUACUGGGUAUCUGAAUGAACGGCUCAAAAAGCUCUCCUCUUCUUCUGUAUCUGAUCAAAAAGAGGCUGCAAAAGAGCUUCGGCUGCUCACAAAACAGAUGCCAUCUGUUAGGGCACUUUUCGGUGAUAUUUCUGAUUCUAUUACCCAAUUGCUUUAUCCACUGUUGUCUGGGGCUGCUAACUCUCACCCUGAUUUACAAGAAGAUUUGGUGACGACCGUUCUGAAUAUCUCCAUACACGAUGGCAACAAAAAACUAGUAGGAGAAAACCCUGUCGUCGUUCCUUUGCUUAUAGAGUCUCUGAAAUCCGGGAACAUUGAAACAAGAACAAACGUUGCUGCAACUCUCUUCACGUUAUCAGCCCUCGAUUCAAACAAGUUCAUCAUUGCAAACUCGGGAGCUCUCAAGCCAUUGAUCAAACUACUAGACGAAGGGCAUCCAAUGGCCAUUAAGGAUGCUGCUUCAGCCAUUUUCAGCAUCUGCAUUGCCCACGAAAACCGGGGCAGAGCUGUAUCUGAAGGGGCAGUCAGGGUGAUCAUGAAAAAGAUCAAAGAACGGGUCCUCAUCGAUGAGCUGUUAGCUAUUCUCACAAUGUUGUCCAGCCAUCACAGCGCUGUCGAGGAUAUGGGGGAGCUCGGGGCAGUGCCUUGCCUCCUCGGGAUAAUAAGGGAGAACACCAGUGAACCCAACAAAGAGAACUGCAUAGCAACUGUGUACACACUAUGCUUCACUGACCGAACGAAGCUGAGAGAGGUAUGGGCAGAAGAACAAACCAAUGGGACCAUUUCCAGGCUCGCGAAGAGUGGAACUUCCACUUCGAGGGCCAAGAGAAAGGCAGGCAGCAUCCUCGAGCGGCUAGACAGAAGUGUGUUUUUCGCUCACACUGCUUGAGCAUUGAGUUUCAAGAGAAUUAAAGCAUUCUGUACCUACACUUAACCGUUUGUGUACAUUUCCAGCAUUGCUCUUUCUUUCUUUCUGUAAGUAUAUAGUCUUCAGACUUGAUUCCUAUACAAAACAAACUGCAGAUCAUGUUAUCUUUCAGACUUGUACAAGUUGAUAUAUAUAUAUAUACACACACUUCUUUGACUGCUUA
Messenger RNA from Ipomoea triloba (trilobed morning glory), 1770 nucleotides. RefSeq names its product U-box domain-containing protein 9-like. Lineage: Eukaryota; Viridiplantae; Streptophyta; Magnoliopsida; Solanales; Convolvulaceae. The coding region runs from base 174 to 1568 and encodes 464 amino acids. Gene Ontology annotation, molecular function: protein binding; ubiquitin-protein transferase activity. Gene Ontology annotation, biological process: protein ubiquitination. The record is from RefSeq and is a predicted model, not a curated record. The transcript has 2 exons. Gene Ontology annotation, cellular component: cytoplasm; nucleus.